AUGGAUGAAAGUGAGCCAUCAAAGUAUAUAGAAAAAAUUAUUCUUGAAAUUCUCGAUCGUCGACGUUUUUAUUUUCAUCAAUGGCAAAUUCGUCGUAUUAAGAAAUUUAAUAUUGCAAGAUUUAAUGCAAGUGAAGCAGCUUAUGCUUUUCUUAAACAAUAUAAUGGAGAAACUUUUGUUAAAGCUCAAAAAAUUAUUGUUCGGUACAAUAAUCAAGAAAUACGUCUUUGUGUACGUGAUUUGAUUUGUGCUGAAAUUAAAUGGCCGACAACAAUAAGCAAUCAAAUGAAUCGAUUAGAAUUAGAAAAUGAUAAAAAUGAAUUGACAAGAUUGCAUAGCAUACCAUCGUUUUCAGGUAAAGUAAUUAUACCUAUGAACAACCAACGAAUUAUUCAUAUUAAUGGCGAUUAUUCUUUAAUUGAUGCUGAUAAGAGAGAUAAUGUCAGUACUUCAAUUGACCGAUAUAUGUCAUGCAACGAUCAAGAUAAUAAUCAAUUGUUAUCAAUGAGUUCUGGAACGGAAAAUGUUCCUAGUUCAUUAUAUCAUGAUUGUCGAGUUCAUCAACCACCUUCCAGUCCACAAAGAUUUAUUGCUUAUGAUGAUAGAAGUCUUCCAUCGAGUAGUCAUACGAUGGAUGAUGAAAGUCAUUGUCGAAGUUCAAUUUUUAUUUAUAUUGAUCAAAUUAAAAGUCAUUAA
Molecule: messenger RNA, 696 nt
Organism: Rotaria sp. Silwood1
Lineage: Eukaryota; Metazoa; Rotifera; Eurotatoria; Philodinida; Philodinidae
Source: the annotation of a GenBank genome assembly